AUGAGCCGCGGCAAGCGGCACCCCAAGGCAAAGCACCGAGGACGACCCGAACGGACUCCCGACGAGGCCAACGACAAGGACGCGGCUGCAGACGACAGCCCACCGAGUGUGGCCACCGAUGGCAGUGCCAGCAGUACGGACUCGGCGCUGUCCUCCGAGGCCCACCAGCCCACCGGCACGCCAGACGCUAGUAGUGCUGAAGGAGCGUCGUCCAGUCCCGCCGCGCCAGUGGCUACACCACCGGCCACAGACCCAUCGCCGUCAACUGGGAUCGAUGACACACUGGCGUCAGUCAUCGACGUGGAUCCGCCGCUCAUAUCAAAUACCACAUCAGAAACCACAUCAGAGACCAGAUCAGAAACUAGAUCAGACACCACAUCGGAGGCCGUGUCCGAGACGCCAGUAUUGACAGUCCCACUGCCAUCAGUGGUCGAUGUGUCUGCAAUCUCUGUAGCCACGACCGUCGACAGAGCGACCGUUGUAGAGACGAUCCCAUCCAAUGACGUGGCAGCGCCUCCGCGACGACUCCUAACGCCGCCCGAAGCCGAGCGCAUGGUCCAGCACCUCGUCUUUGGCCUUUUGAAGGCGUCCGUGCCGCUCGUGCGUAUACUCAAAUCCCUGCCGUCGCUCCAAGAGCUCGCGUUCAAGUUACAGUUGGAGUGUCAGAUUGGCCUGACGGCGAUGGACCUUCAAGCGCUGCACGUCUUCUUUCACGUCGCCGACACCAACGUGUUUGACGCUGCUUCGUGCUUGGCCUUUGCCGCAACCAAAGUGUUUGUGCUCGAGCUCUUUGAGUUUCAACUGCGCAAGGCCAUUCUUGAGAAAGCGACGAAGCUCCGAGGCAAAGCCGACGUGCCUCGCACGCUCUUACAGCUGCUUCCGGACGCCACGUCCUCGUUUGAACCGGCCGAUUUGAACACGCUCGCGGUCGAGAAGCUAGGCCUUUCACACAGCCCGUACUGGGUUCUCCACUGCGUCGUCGGUCGCAUCGCCCGCGCGCCGUUCGAGAAAGCGGCUCUCAAGACGCCGCCGUCGUACCCAUGGGCCGUCUUUCGUCGUCACUUGGGGCAGUUUGUCGCACGCGCCGCGUUCGAUCCGGACUCGGUUGAAGGGGCAUUGCGGUCGCUCGUACGCGCCGACGCAGUGCAAGGGUUCCGAGCCAUUGACACGGACGGCUCGGGCACGCUCUCGGUCGAUGAGUGCACGGCGUUCCUGCACGCGCAGCACUUUGCGGGGUUCCCACAUGGCGUUCUGCGGGAUUUCAUCGCACGUUUUGAUCGUGACGGCGACGGCACCUUGAAUUUGGACGAGUUCUUGGCCGUGUGUCGUCCCAAGGAGCAGUUUGGCCUUCAGGUCGUGACACCGUUUGGCUCGUUUUACAUGGCUACGACGCCGACGACGUUGGUCAAGGACCUUGUUCCCAAGAUCCACAAACGCAUGUUUUGGCUCCAGCACAACCACAUGCUGGGCAACGCCGACAUGUCCGGUAAAAUGCUCGUGUCGGUGGACCGGUUUGUGAUUCAGCGGCACUUUGGGGCCCUCCCGCUGGAAUACACGGCGAGUGACACGGUACAGACGAUCUUGGUGCCGGGCGAGCUCGUCGUCGUGAUGGAAACCACACCGACCGGCCCGACGUUGGUGUCGAAAGAAAAGUACAUCGGAAAGCGAGUGGCGCCUUUACAGCGGCCGUUGGCGGCAGUAGUCCCUGCCCCGGACGUUCCCCUAAGAGCAGACACGACAUCCACUGGCAUUGACGUGGAGGCGGUUCGUCGGCGGCGCCCUCUCAAACCAACGCUGUCUUUGUCGCUGCCAUCGGACGUGAGCACGUGGACAACGCUCGACGUCAAAAAGUGGGUUAUCUACGAACUCAAGCUACCGACGCUUGCCCCGAAAAUGAGCCAAGUCAACGGCAACGCGCUCUUGGGCCUCGCGCGCGCCCCAGCUGCGCUCGAGAAAACGCUCAACCACACCUUUCACAUCCACUUGCCGCUCCAGCGACUCCAGCUCCAGCAGGCCAUCCUCCGCCUCGUGCCACCUUCGGCCAAGACGACGCACCAGCAACGAGAGAAGGCGAGGACGAAGGGUGGGAAGCACGCUGGUCGCAUGCCGCACCACACAGACGAGAACCGCGAUGAAAUUGUCGCAGAGGAAUCUUUUGAGAACGCGCCGAUGGACCCCGCGGCGCCAGAUAACCCGGACGACAGCAGCGCAGACGACCGGGAUCCAGUCAACCCUACCCCUUCGCCGCCGCUCCGCACCACAUCAAGGACGGAGGGUUCAGCAGAUGCCACCAACGAGAACGAAGCAGAGGAGCACGAGCCAUGUCCAGACGCUCCGUUAAUGACACCUUGUUCCAUGGUGCUCAAGGCCGUGGCUUCAAGUCCCGAUUUGGAUGGCUCCAUGGACGAGCCGGUGCCGCUUUUUGACGCCCGCGACAGUUUGAGUGACGACGACGACGACGACUUGCCGGGCUUUGAGGGGCCUCGUUCACCGAGCAGCGCCGCGUCGUCGGAUGACACGUUGCCUGUCUUUGAUCCAUAACAUAAUUUUGAACCCGU
This is a messenger RNA of Saprolegnia parasitica CBS 223.65, 2558 nucleotides long. RefSeq lists its product as hypothetical. The transcript is spliced from 5 exons. The record is from RefSeq and is a predicted model, not a curated record. Lineage: Eukaryota; Oomycota; Saprolegniomycetes; Saprolegniales; Saprolegniaceae. Gene Ontology annotation, molecular function: calcium ion binding. The coding region runs from base 1 to 2541 and encodes 846 amino acids.